Ictidomys tridecemlineatus (thirteen-lined ground squirrel) is the source of this 9395-nucleotide messenger RNA. NCBI's taxonomy places the organism in Eukaryota, Metazoa, Chordata, Mammalia, Rodentia, Sciuridae. The record is from RefSeq and is a predicted model, not a curated record.
GGAGGUCUGGCAGCGUGGCCCCAGGUGCUUCCCAACCCGCCCCUGUCCUGCCUCAGUCCUCCCCGCCGCUUUACCUGGGCUCCCGCGGCUUGCCUCCGUAGAGCCGGCGGCUGUACCAGGGCCCGCCCCUCGAGGUUAGCUGUCAGUUGGCCGGUCGGUCAGCGCAUCCUUUCAUCUUUUCCACCGUUCAUUCACCGGUCACUGACUCCUCCAGCACUUACCGAGCCUCCUGUGUGCCCGGCUGCUGGUUUAGGAGGUGGACUUGGCGCUGAUGGGCUCCUUACUGCCACUUCUCGGGCUCCUUACUGCCACUUCUCCGGCGGCCAAAGCGAGCUUUUAGGUCUCAGCCCUGGGUCCUGGCUUCCCAGUCUGGGUGUGAUCCUGUCAGACACUUCCGAAACACCUUCCACUUUCCCCUUCGUAGUUUUCAUCACAAUUAAGUUGGGUAAUUAAGUGUGCUUUCUGUUUAACUUGCGCCUCUCGCUAUUUUUAAAUUAUGUGAUGGCAAAUACACUGUCUUGAUACCUUUUUUGCUCAGUGCACAGAUAGGCACUCAAUAAAUAUUUCUACUUUUAUACUUAAUUGAUUUGUGGUACUAGGGAUCGAAUCCAGGCAGGGCCUCAUGCAUUUCAAACAAGUACUCUACCACUAAGCCACAUCCCCAGCCCCUUGAUAAAUAUUUUAAAUAAGUAUGUGGGAAAAUGCAGGCCCUUUUCUAAAGGGCGUUUUGAUUUGGUGGGAGAAUGCAUUUAUGAAACAGUACUUUCUCAGAGUAGGUAUCCAAGAGGAUGUACCCUGGUGUCAGAUGAGUUGGUUUCAAAACAAUCAGACCAUAUCACUUAGAAGCCAUAUAGCCUAGGAUAAAUUAUUUCAUAUGUUCUGUUGCUCUUCAAACAGUUGAAUGUACACCAUAGAAUGCUGUGAAGAUGAAAUGAAUUAAGACACUUAAAAGGUAGAUAGAUAAUGCUGGAGUCUAAUAAAGUGUCAAUUGGUGUUUUCUGUUACAAUUAAGUGAUUAAAUAGAUUCAUUGUAAUGCAUUACAUUAGAAAGCAGAUACAUUGUAGAACCGAAGGCCUCAGCAAGCAGGAUUGCCUGGAUAUACUCUGACCAGGGAGGGAAAUGCCUUCUUCCAGAGGAAGGGGCUAUAGGCAAGCUCAGUGUUCCCACCUCCCCAAGGCUCCACCCACCCACCAAACACCCCCCCCCACACACACACACCAGGUACUAGAAAGCUGGUUUGCUAGACAGCUACCUAAACCCAGAAUUCUGAUGAGAAACAGUUGGGUUCUACCCCCACUGACAAGACCGCUUUCUCAAAUUUGCACCAUAAGAAGGUAGCAGAAGCUGUCCCCUGAAACACUAGAACACCUUUUUCCAAACUUCCUCUCAGUGGGAUGAUGGGAGACUCAGUGGACCUAUACUUUCUUUUACCAACUGCUGGCUGGCAAAUUUUCCCCAAUAAAGUCUAUUCUGUAACCCAUACUUUGUGAUGUGGAAUUUACCCUUAUCUGUGAUGUCUUGGGUACCUACUCAGUUUUUUUUUAAAAUGUAUAUUUUAUUGUUCAGGUUUAGUGAGGACCACAGAUCAGAAGAUGAUUGCCUUUGAAAAUGUACUUUGUUAUGGUUUUCAAGAAAAGGGGGCAUGCCUUACAGGGAAACAUGUGGAAUUCCUCUGCCAAUUGGUCAAGAGGCAGAGGGAGUGAGGGGAAAUGGGCAAGAGCCUGUUUUGUGGGUUCUAUGGGAAGAAACCAUCAAGACAGGGUAAGCAAGGGUAGGAUUGGCUGAUUUGGAUAAUUUUAGUGAACUCUCGGGAGAGGGGUUCUUCCUAGUUGUUUGAUACUUGAUCCUGAAAUGUGAGUAGAGGGGAGUGAUGACCUUAAGUACGAGAGCCCUUUAGAUAAGGUGGUGGGGCUCUGGGACUGUUGGUUUCAUUUGGAAAGUAUGCUCACAGGUGAGUUGUUUACUAUCUCUAGGGAUUGGCUAGUCCUGGGAGGAACAGUCUCUCCAGUAUCAUUAAAUACCCAGAUGCCAAAGCAUCAUAAUAAAAAGACAUGUUUUAUACACCAGCCCACAUACUCAGGUACUUUUUUGUUGUUUCCAAUUCCUAUAGCUCUGCAAUGUUACAUUAUUAAUUCCAUGUUUAGGAGAGGAAAUGGGAUUUCAGAAGGAUUCAUUUGGUGAAUGAUGUUGGACAACUAGUUAGAGACUGUAUCAUGAGUCUAAAUUGGGUCGUGUGACUUCAAAGUUGGUCUCCAGCUCAUACUGGGUACUGAACCCAGGACCUUACACAUGCCAGGCAAGCACUUUACCACUGAGCUAUACCAUCAUCCCUGAAACUGGUGCUCUUUCUGUGAGCAAGAUCACUUUGCUAUGGUAGAUAUGAGAAAUGCUGUGGGAACAAUUUUCAGUCCAUAUUAGGCACUUGACAAUGUUGACCACUACCUCUUUGAAUUUUCCAGUUCAUUCUUUUAUAUAGAUAGAAGGUGUUAUGCAUUGGGUUGAGUGAUGGAGAUACAAUAGUGAGCAAAAAUGUUGAUGUACCUUACAGUGAAGUCAUAGAUAAACAGGUAUUAACCAAAUGAUCCCACUAAAGUAUAUGCACUGACAAAGUGAAAAAAGUGCUUUGAGGGAAAGAAAUGUUUUUAAACUUUGUCUCCUGUGUCUCCUUGACUAAUCCAGGGUUCUUAACCCCUGGUUGUACAUCAGAAUCACUUGCAGAAUAUAUUACAAGUAUAAUUGUUGGGACCUCAUCUAGGAGAUUCUGAUUAUGCUUUAAUGAAUUCCAGAUAAAUUCAAUGAGUGCAGUCAAAGAGAGCUUUACCUUGACUAAAAGUACAUUGCUUUUAUUAAAAACCAAAUAAACAACAACAACAACAAAAACUGGUCAGGGGCACACGGAGAGAAAAUGUGUAAGCAUUCCUAUUAAUAACCCCAGCCAAGCUUCCUGAUAUUAGCCACAAUCAGUUGCUAGACAGUGAGUAAUACCCCUUGGAAACCUUCUCCACUGGAACCUUCAAAUCUCCAGCCCAACUGAUAAGAUCACAACCACAUUAGGGAUCAAAAGUUGAAACUAGGGCCUGGGGCUGUAGUUCAGUGGCAGAGCACUUGCCUAGCAUGUGUGAGGCACUGGGUUCAAUCUUUAGUAUCACAUAAAAAUAAACAAAUAAAAUAAAGGCAGGCUGUCCAUCUACAACUACAAAAUUUUCUUUAAAAAGUUGAAACUAAUAGUUAAACUUGAUCAAUAAACAAUACUGUGAGAAAUACUAGUCUAUUUUUGUUUAAAAUCAUUAAAAACAAAACAAAACUGGUUAUAAGAACAGAUCAGAUCUGCAAUUUGAAAAGAUCACUCUGGUUACAAUGUAGAUUAAUAGAGUAAUGGGGAUACAGUGCAUUGAGGAAGACAGUAGAUAAGUUAUUGUAAAGUAUGACAGAUGGGACAUUUAGGAUGAAUAUGGUGGUGGCAGAGUUUAGGAUGGGCAGACAGGCAAUGAAAUCAGUAGGCUAAUAUGCAUUAAAUAAAGGAAGGAAGUAAAAGAAAGAAUUUUAUUAUGGAUGAUUUCUGGCUAUACAGCCAGGUAAGAUAUUCCUGUUACCUGAAAGGGAACCAAUGGAAGAGAGCAGAUUUGAUAUGGGAGAAAUCAUGAGUUGUUUAUGAAUGUACUAUUUGAUAUGCAUUUGAGAAAUUCAAGAGGAGUUAUGGUGGGAGUGAAGAACUGUGGGUAAAUAGGUCUGGAGCUCAGAUAGGAGGUCUAUACUAGAAGAUGGUAAACAAAGGUGAGGGUUAGGUAGCCUUGGAGGAAAGUGGAGAGUUAAAAAAGGUGAGAAUUUAGGACUAAUCUUAGAGAAUUCUGAUUUAGAGGGGGUGGACCUAUGAAGGAGAUGGAGGAGUUUAUAUCCUUCCUUUAGCCACACACCCAUGGAAGAUGAGUUGGUGAGGCAUAAUAUUUAUAAUAAAAUUGAAUAAUACCACAAACAUUGAAAAAAAGGCAAGAGACAUAACAGAAACUAAUAGUCACAAAGGAUACAUAGAUGUAAUGCAGCCCUUGGUAAAUGCUAUGUACACAGGUCUGACAGUGCAGCAUCAUGUGAUUCUUUUUGUUUAUUUUUUAACCUUAUGAUUUCUUAAAUUACAAUUAUCACAUAAUAAGAAAUAAAAAAUAUAUUUAUUAUUUUUCUUCUGCAAAAAAUUAAGAAAAAACAUCCCCAAGUUUCUAUUGUGUUUUGGUGUAUUUGAAGCACCUGUUAAUAUCUGGUAAAGUAUAGUUUAGGAAAUGCUGCUUUGUUGGUACCUCAGACAUAACUUUCUUAGUGAAUAGCUCAGCAAAUGACACCAGCAACCUCCAGUCACCAGGCAUAUCCAGAAACCUGAGUCUUUCUAGAUUCCCCUUUCUUCCAAACCCUUAUUCAGUGUGUCCUAUCUUUAUAUUUUUUGACUCCCAUAGUCUAAAUAGUUGCAACAAACCCUUACUCAUCUCUUCUCUCUCUUUGUGGGCACAUAGAUCCUCCAGCCCUUCCUGUGGCCAUGAGGGAUCAACCCCUUGGACCCUGGAGGGCUUGGCUGUUCCCCUAUAGUUAUCUCUUCUCCUUAAUUGUACCCCAGGCUCUGGCACAUUAUUCUUAACCAGGCUUCUACCUAUUAGAAGCACUUGGGGACACUCACUUAAGCCCCAUCCCUGGAGAUUCUGACUCCAUGAAUCUCUCAUGGUGCCUCUAUACUAAGACAUAGCCAGAGGUGACAACCAUUAGUCUGGCCUCCCUAAACCAUUUUCAUUUCUUCAAUAGGCCACAUCUUCUCACACUUCUCCCCUCUCCCUGGGCUUAGUCAGUGGUCUUUCUCUUGUGCUUAUCAUCUUUAGAUUUAUCAAUCUGUAUUUACCUGUCAAUUUCACAUACUAAAUAAACUGAGUCCUUGCAGACAGAACUCAUUAUCUUGAGACUCCUGUUUAGUAUGCCUGCUAGCACAUAGUUAAUGUUCAAGUAUUUGUUGAAAAAAUGGAUGAAGGAAUCUCUUUCUCUUUUCCUUGUGCAGUUUCAGAAUCUUGUGACAAAUUCAAGAAUAACUUUUCCUUGUUUGUACAUGUAUAGCCAUUCUUCAUAACUCCUUUCUAAUCUUUUCAUCAUUAUUCCUAGUUUAUAGUAACAAUCAAGGUUGUCCUGGGCAUUAACCAAUUCUGGAAUAAAAAGGAGAAGUUCUUGAGGCCAGGCAACCCUGAGGUCAUGUCUUGACUGGUUUGGGACCUUGGGAAAAUUCAUUAACUUUCAAGAAGCUUUCAUCAUCUGUAAAACAUGGGGAUCAAAAUAUCAUAUAGUGUUACUGUCAUGCCCCAAUAAAAUAGAAUUUGUAAACUACCUGGCCUAUAGUAGGUACUUAUGAAGUGUGAGUUCCUUUCUUUGGGGAGUUAACUACUUUGAUUGCAGAACCCAGUGCUCUGCUCACUGGCUGUAUGCCUUUGGUCAGCUUAUGAUUCUCAGUAGUCUAAUUUGGAGAUUGGCCACAAUUAGGAUUAUCUUUAUAUAACACUAUUUACUAUCCCUAAUUUUGUGCAUAACAUUAUUACCAAAGGUCAAAUUGGUUUUGACUAUAUUAAAGUUUUGUUUCACAUCCCCCAAAAUUCUUGAAUCAUCUAUAGAUGUAUCAUUUAUAUGGAAGCUCCCUUUUAGUAAGUUUUCUUUAUAGUGCUAUAUUCCCUGGCAACUGGCCUUCAAAAACCUGUAUUUACAUUCCAAGCAUAUGGUUUGCUUGUAUAACACCAGCACUAUCCACUUCAGGGCCUCCCUGAAGAGUUGGAAUUCAGAAGGAAUUCCUCAGAUACAAGUUUCCAUCUCUUCUCUGCCUCAGCUGGACAGCUUUUUCAGACUGUCUAUUCCCAGAAUGUCAGAAGAGAUCACAGCAUUGGCUUACCAUGCUCCAAAAGAACAAGAAGGACUUAUAAUUGUGAAGGUUGAAGAAGAAAAUUACGUUUGGGGGCAGGACUUUGGCCUUCAGAGGAACUCCCAGAGCCAGGAGGUCUUCCGCCUGCGUUUCAGGCAGUUUAGUUAUUCUGACUCCAGUGGGCCCAGAGAAGCUAUGAGCCAGCUCAAGGAGCUUUGCUCUCGGUGGCUGAAACCGGAGGCACACUCUAAGGAACAGAUAUUGGAGCUGUUAGUGCUGGAGCAGUUUCUGGCCAUCCUGCCUGAGGAACUGCAGGCCUGGAUGCGAGAGCAGGGGCCAGAUAAUGGAGAAGAAGCUGUGACUCUGCUGGAAGAGUUGGAGAAAGAACUCAAUGAAUCAAGGCAACAGGACUCUGCUCGUGGCCAGAAAAUGAUCUGGAAGAACACAACAUGCACAGGAGUUCUGAAGUCUCUAAGUCACUCUUUGCGGUCUUUGGAGAGCCAAUGCAAGAGUGAGACUCAGGAGCCCCAAGAUUUCCACGAGAGAGAUGGCAAGAUGGUAGCUGACAAAAUGUUGACAGCAAAGCAAGAAAUUAUUGAAUGUGUAGCCUCAACUGCUAUAUCUCCAGGAAGACUUCUUGGGGAAAUUGCUUCAGUACAGAUAGUUGAAGAAGCUUUGGACGGUCUGGACAACUCUGAGAAGCAAAGGGGAAGUGCUACAAUGAACAAAAUGAGUCAGCUCCCUUCCCAGGAAAGACAGUAUAGCCUGGCAAUGUUCAACAAGAAAAUCCCCACAGAGCAGUGUUUCCCUGAAUGUCAUGAAAUUGAAGGAAAUCUCAAUCUGAACUCAAAUGAUAUUACACCACAGAGAAUUCACACAGGGGACAAGCUCUAUGAGUGCUUUGACUGUGGGAAAGCCUUUUGCCAAAGCUCAAAGCUGAUUAGACAUCAGAGAAUUCAUACUGGAGAGAGACCUUAUGCAUGUAAAGAAUGUGGUAAAGCCUUCAGUUUGAGCUCAGACCUUGUUAGACAUCAGAGAAUACACAGUGGUGAAAAACCAUAUGAAUGUUGUGAAUGUGGAAAAGCUUUCAGGGGCAGCUCAGAGCUCAUUAGGCAUCGGAGAAUUCACACAGGAGAGAAACCUUAUGAGUGUGGGGAAUGUGGGAAAGCUUUCAGCCGGAGCUCAGCCCUUAUUCAGCAUAAGAAAAUUCACACUGGUGAUAAAGGCUAUGAAUGUAUUGAAUGUGGUAAGGCUUUUGGUAGGAACUCUAUCCUUAUUGAGCAUCAAAGAAUUCACACUGGAGAGAAACCUUAUGAGUGUAAUGAAUGUGGAAAAUCCUUUAAUCAGAGCUCAGCCCUUACCCAGCACCAGAGAAUCCACACUGGGGAGAAACCUUAUGAAUGUAGUGAAUGUAGGAAAACAUUUAGACAUAGAUCAGGUCUUAUGCAGCAUCAAAGGACACACACCAGAGUUUAAGUCUGAGUAAGAGUUGUAUAAUUGUGAAAUGCAAAAAAUUCACUUUGAGGAUGAGACUCAACAGAAGAUAGAAUUUUCCUGAGAGUAGGGUGCCUGUCCUUCCAGCCCAGUUCAGUUCUGUAAGAGGAGAUCCACAUGAUUGUUACGAUUGUUAAGUGUUAAGUGGAAAGAAUUUGUUUUUUUAAAUCAGGUCUUUGAAAAGAAUGGUGGGUAUUCUCUAGAAAUGCCUAGCUUUAUCUGCAUGAAGUCUCUCAUCAAUACCACCUUUACCUCACCAACCCAAUUAUAACUGCCACGUUCAAGUCCAGAAUUAUGUACCUAAAAGAGCUCCUUACAUGAUGGCAAGGAUAAGAACCCUGCUCAGCAUUUUGUGCAUUUGGUAGGUGAAGGAAUGUACUAAGAAUUAUUCAACUACCUGAAAUGUUGACUUGUAUGGGAAAUGCUGAAUUAUGCCCUGGCUUGUUUUAACAAGAUCCAAGGCAGUUUAAUAUUAUCUGAGGAAUGGUGGUUCAUUGUUCCCACUUCCCAUUUCUCUCCACAGCCCUAUGCUUCCUACAAGGCCAAUUCAGGUUUGCUUUUUAAUUAAGCACCUGCUGUGUUUAGCUAUUUGGGACAGAUAUGGUCAUAGCUGUCCCAGAGUUAAGGGUUAAUGGAAUAUACAUAUUUACUAAAUAAGUAAGUAAAGUGCAAUAAGUACUUUGAUAGGAUAAAUCCAGUGUGUUUCUGGAGUACAUGGCAGGGCUACCUUACCUGAUCUCUAAAGACUUCUUGGAUGUGCUAACAUCUCAGUUGAGACCUAAACUGUAGAAAUUAGCCAGGUCAAGGGCAGAAGAAAGCAGAGGUUAUAGGACAUAUAAGGCAUGAAAAGAAGAGAAUCUGGAGACAUCAGGACUCUUCACUUAGCAGGAAUUAGUUGUCAUAGUCUGGCAGGACAUGUGGCUAAGAAGCCAAGACAUGUGUCUAGAAGAUAUGUGUUGGAUUUUCUCUAUUUAUAAUCACUAUACAGAACUUAUAACCUAUUACAUUUUCAAGUGCUCAGAAUGAGGGUAGUAGAAGACUGGUACAUCUUAUGGACCAUAACAGGCAUGAUGCACACCAAAUAAAGAAUAUCCAUUGGAGGCUAUAGGGACAGUGAGGUCUAGAGUAUGUGUUUUAUGACCCUGGAUCUCAGGAAAUGGGAAACUUCCAGGGACCCAGAAAUGAGAAAUUUGCCUUCCCAGACCCUAUAUUCUUCAUUCUCUUACCCUUACCCUCAGCACCAGCUCUGUAAACUCUAAGCCACUUGAGGGCAAUAAAUAUUUGUUAAAUUAACCAGAUUCCUCAAAAUUAUAUUUUCCUAAUUUUUACUUUGGCAGUUUUAAUUAACCUACAAUUGUUGAGGGCAAUUAAUACUUAAGAACUUUUUUCUUUUUUGGGUACUAAGGAUUAAACUCAGGGGCAGUAGACCACUGAGCCACAUCCCUAGCCCUAUUUUGUAUUUUAUUAGACAGCGUUUCACUGAGUUGCUUAGCUUCUUGCUAAAUUGCUGGCUUUGAACUCGAAAUCCUCCUGCCUCCGCCUACUGAGCUACUGGGAUUACAGGUGUGCGCCACCAUGCCCGGCCCUUAAAAACAUUUUUGAAGACUUGAUGUUCAUAGUUACUGUGGGUAAUAGAGAUGAAAUUGGGAAGGAUCUUUGUGCCCAAAGUUUACGCAGUUGUCAUUGAGUGAGAUCAACCAUAAGAUUAAAGGGAUCCUUCACAUGGGAUAGUGAGUUGCCUUUUCCUAUAGGUGACAAUCAAAUGAUUUAAUGUUUUAAACAGCAUUUGAUGGCUUUUCCUUAUUGUAAAUGCUGAUAAUACGGAACAUAUAAAUUACCCACAAUCCCUUUACCCAUAGAAACUCUUAACAUUUUAGAGUACUUUGUGUUUUCUUCUCCAAUCCUAACAUUCUUGGCAAAAAUAUUGUAAAUAAAAGUUACUAAUUUUAACAUUUAUAUGUUGAGUAUACCUUUUAACUGUUCAGUAUGAGAAUGUAAAGCAAGAUGUAAUAAAAUUUGAGUUUUAAA